This is a messenger RNA of Fundulus heteroclitus (mummichog), 1597 nucleotides long. RefSeq names its product S100 calcium binding protein, beta (neural). The coding region runs from base 1072 to 1416 and encodes 114 amino acids. Lineage: Eukaryota; Metazoa; Chordata; Actinopteri; Cyprinodontiformes; Fundulidae. The transcript has 4 exons. The record is from RefSeq and is a predicted model, not a curated record.
GCGGUGCCAUCAGCGAACUUGACGGGUCCGAUGAGGUGCCAGACCUGCUAGCUUACACCUUUACGUCAUGAAUAUUGAACCAUAAAUGAACUGCUUUCCAUUUUAAGUCAAAAAUAAGUGUACUCAUUGUUUCCUUCUCAGAGGUUUGUGCCAUUUUAAGUUCUCCAAAACCUAAAACUGAACCAGCAAUCUUAAAUGAAUUGUUAAUCAAUUUUAGACCCACAACCUUCUGUCAAUAGGUGGAGAAGCCCAAUAACUGCAGAUUAAUUGGUUAUUUUUGAUUUAUUGUAUAUUUAUACCAAGGAGAUGACUACAGAGGUAUCUGUACAAUGUCCAGUAUUUUAAUCCUAUAGUAAUGAGCCUGGAUGUCUACAUUUCUCAUCAUUUAGGGGAUCAGGAGCACCACCUGCUGGACAAGUUCAGAUUACAUAUAUAUGGGGGAAAAAAAUAACAGUAUUGAUGCAAAUAUAUGUGAAGGCUGGGGGAAAAGGGGGGUUAUGUGUAAGGGGAUAAAUAGAUACAUGAAAGCAUGGGCAAGAAAAGUAGGACAUAAUUCAAAAUGGAUCAGGAAGUGACAAAAUGAAACCACAAACCAGAAGUGUUUCUUUGCCAUCUUAAUUUAGUCCACCAAGGGAUCAAAAGUUGAAUUUCAAUGAGUUUAUUUCAAGUUUCACCUGUUUCUGGGGUCAAAAGACGCAGCCCUGGGAUUCCGACUCUGGGAAAAUCUGCUCUGGAAAACGUGAAAUGCAGUUUCCUCCUGGGGACAUCCUCCAGGCAACAACGACUCCAGCGUUUGGUUGCGUAAUGAGGACGUUCAGCGUUAACGUGCAGGCUGGAGAUUAACGAACAGGGAUGAUGCAAGAAAGCUGUCAGCUGCCCGGUUUUUAGACAUCUGCAGGCCGUGGACCGGCACAGAGGUGGAGCCGUCUCGGUGAUUGGCCAGGAGGGGGAAAGAUCUCGACCCUGGGGAGCGACACCACACCCAACUGAGUGUCGUCUAAAACAUAUUCUUCUCUUUCUCUCUUUCUUCUCACUGGAGAUUAAACGGCUGACGGCUGACAACUUGCAAAGAUGACUGAAAGACCAGACCCCGAUACGACUUUUUCAAAGACGACUGAAACACCACCUGACACCUAUCCGACUUUUUCAGACCUUGUGACCAAGAUCGGGAAGAAGGAUAUCUACAACAGCACCGAGGAGUUUGCAGCCUUAAUUGGAGGUAUCAUCACCGUCGUGCUGCUCGUCUUCCUCUGCACAAUCGCCAUUUUGCUCUGGUGCCUGUCCAGACAGAAAGGCUCCUACGACACCAACGAGACGGACGACAACGACGACGAAGACGAAGAAGACGACGAGUCCAUCGGCUCCGGCGUGCCGCUUCAGGCCAAGGAGCCUCUCAACGCGAACAAAGACGACUGAAGGGGAGCGAAACAUGUCUUCCAACUCAAGGACUGACGAGAUUUAUUUUUUGAUUGAAAGCGUCAUAAAUCAAACUUUUUUUUUAUAAGUAGCUUAUUUUGUAAACCUGUAACUGUGCACAUCAACCUCUAUGGAAGGGCGAUGAAACGUGAAAGAUUGUAAUGUAUUUUUCAGCUAUUCA